AUGAAGGAAAGAAGCAAAAAUAGUAAUAUCAGUAAUAGUAAUAGUAGUAGUGAUGUCAAUUCCGGCUUUAAUGUCAAUAUUGAAAAGCCAAGAUUGCGGUUUCCACGGCAAUACUUUCAUAGAUGGAUGAUGGUACUUUAUCUAUUUAUAGUUCUUUCCAUACUCCAUAGUGGUAGUGCCUUAUCUUUACAUGCUACUCGUAGUCGUAAUGUCUACAAUAAAUCCUCAACACCUUCAUCAUCUUCAUCAUCUUCUUUUUCUCUGCAUGGAGUUACAACAGAUACACAUGAUCAUCAUCGUAAUAGUGUUAUUUCCACAAGUGUGAGUUUUGUGGGUUGGACGGCCAGUGCGGUGAAGUUAGAAAAUACGGGUAUUCUCCCUUCUGCGGUUGUGAUGGGCCGUUAUUUAUUUAUUAUGGGAGGUGCCAAACUUUCUCCAUGGUUUACGGAAUUAGAGGAAUUCCUUAAUGAUUAUGCCUUACGUACAGUAAAUGUAUUAGAUCUUACUUUAGGUGUUCUUGUCCCUUCAUGGAUGCUUCUUCACAAUGAUUCUCAUAAAGAAUGGAAUAUUAAUGAUAUUGAUAUGCAAACAUCUUCACCUUUACCACCACGAGCUCCUUUGCAAUUACGGUUUCCAGCUGUUGGAACGGCUAAUGCGGUUCGUCUUGGUCGUGCUACUUAUAUUAUUGGUUUCUGUACAAUGAUUCCACAAAGUGUAUUUGUUCCUUCUAAUGAAAAUACAAGUAAUUUUCUUCGAUCUGUACAAGUGAUGCGUUUAUAUCAACAACAGUUUUCACCUGUAGAUGAUGUGACGGUAGAUAUAAGAAAUACAAGUUUACCCACUAGUGCCACUUUACGAUUUAAUGCAAGUUGUGUUGGAAGUGGGGAUAAUGUGAUUUAUAUUGUAGGAGGUGUUUCUCUUGAAAAUCUUGAACCAUUAGCAUCUGUUUCUCAAUAUAAUGUAGAAACAGGUCAAUUUAUUGAUGCUGGUUGGCUUUUAGAUUCUCCACUUAUUGGACCUGGUCUUUUAGAAAGUAGUGAUUUACUAUUUAUUGUAGGUGGUUACACACAUUCUGGUAAUAAUAAUUAUAAUGAGAAUGUGAAUGAUGUGAAUGUAAGUAGUACAGUCUCUGUAAUUGACCCAGCUUCCUUUAAAACGAAUAUUGGUUCUUAUGAAUGUACACAACCCCUUCAUUGGUAUUCUCCACAGAUUAUUCUAUAUAAUCAUACAUUAGCAGUCAUUGGACCAACCAAUAAUCGUGUAUUUGAUCGUCUACAAGUAUGGGAAGAUCUUAUGCAGGAAUGGCGAUAUGUACAAGAAGUUCCUAUUGGAUUACUUCCACUUCGCACAAAUGCUCUUGUCGCCACAGUUCCUAAAUUAGAUGGAGUGAUUUUAUAUCUUAUUGGGGGAGAAAUUCCUCCACCAGAUGGUUCAGGUGUUUCUUCUGAUGUUUUCACUGGAACUAUGAAUGUAGAUGAUGGUCAUAUUUGUGUGGAUGUGAUUGGAUUUCAUUAUAUUGCCGUUGCCGAUAAAGUAUUACCGCCUUUAUUUGUUUCUCCAGGAUUACAUGCAUGGAGUGUCGGUAUAGACACCAUAGAAGAAGAAGAUGAUGAAAUAAUAACAAGAAGAAGAAGUGAAGUAAAGGAUUCAUUAACUCCUAUACAACCCAUGGAAGAAGAGAAGAAAAAGGAGAAAAAGAAGGAAUUCUAUGAAGAUAAUACAGACAGUUCAUUAUCAUCAUCAUUAUUCUCAACAAUCACAGCAAGAAUAACAGCAAGUCCAACAAUAACAAGAAUGAUAAGUCCAACAAUAACACCAACAGAAGAACCACCAACGCCUCCUCCAACUCCACCGCCUGUUCCUCCACCUAAAGAUUUACCCAAUAAUGAUGGGAAUAUCACUAUAUAUGUAAAUGGAUAUGAACCACUGUGGUAUAAUUUUACAUUUAGUAUUCUUUUCACAGAGAACAUUGCAGAGGCUUGUCCUGAUAUCAAUGAACCUAAUGAUACAAAGGCCUAUCAUAAUAAUAAUGAUAAUCAUCAUCAUCAUAAAGUAAGUGAUAAACCAUGUUUAUUACGAUUAUCUGAUAGCCCAACGUGUAAUGAACCCUUACUAGAUAUUGGUAAUUUAACUUCUGCUAAUACAAAGAAAAUAACCGUGGAAACAAGAGAUCCUAAUACAAAUAAAACCGUAACAAAGACUUAUAUGGCGGUAGGACCCAUAACUCUUGUAGGUUCAUUAGAAAAUGGUAUACUUAACCUUACAUUGGAUCAUUUAUCUUUUGAUGAGAAUAGCAAUUCCAUUAUGUUUAAACGUCGACGUAAACAACCAAGUUUUGGUAAUGAAAGUACAAGUAUAUUUUAUGAACAGUUGUUUGUAUAUAUGUGUUUUUCAAGUGGGGCAUCUAGUUUACCGCAAUGCAAAAAGAAUUAUUAUCAUUCCACAAAUCAUAAAAUGAAUCAACACACAAAACCAUGUACUUCUGCUCUUUAUAAAGUGUUAAAUAUUGAUCGACCAUUUGUUUUAUCACCAGUGACGAAUUGGGUUCCACAGACAACCACUACCACAAGUGCUCCUAUCCCUUCAGAUGAUAAUAGUAUAUCCAAGACUACCAUUGCUUUACUCCUUGUAUGUAUGAUGGUCCUAGUAGUCUUUAUUGUACUAUUAAUUAUAUGUUUACUGAGAUGGCGUAGAAGAAGAAACCGUGAAGAGAAAGAACGACAACGAUUAUUAGGUCCUAAUGGAGGUUACGAAGGUGAUGAAGAUGAGGAUGAGGAUGAAAAAGAACGUAGACGAAAUAUUGGUCGUGGUGCUGCUUUACCAGCCCAUCAAAAACAUGGUUUAUUAGAUGGGAAAUAUCGAGUUCUGCAUAGACUGGGUCGUGGAAGUUUCUCUGUUGUUUAUCUAGUAGAACGCGUAGAGGAUGGAGAACGAUUUGCAUUAAAGUAUGUACAAUGUGCAGAUGAUGUGGAUCGAGUGGAGGCUAUGCGAGAGUGUGAUGUGGCCUUUGCACUACAGGGACAUCCAAAUGUGAUUAAACUUGUGGAUAUGUUUAUGUCCUAUCGAUUUGAUACCCAUCUACAGAAUGGUAAUAAUAAUCAUAAUCAUCAUCAUCAUCAUCAUCAUCAUCAUAAUAAUAAUAGAGGACGGAAGAAUGGAGGAGAUGCAUGGAAAUCCCCAGAUUGUUCAGUUAUUGUACGUGUGGAUAGUGCCAGUGAAAUUCUUCAACAACAACAAGCGGCAUUAACAACCGCAAAGUCUGGAGAACGAUAUCUUUCACUUGUGAUGGCUUAUCAUGAAAAGGGAGAUCUUGGUAAGUGGAUUAGACAACAAAAGUCUGAACCCAUGAUACCAGAAACAACUGUUGUGAGUAUUGCCUAUCAAAUUCUUACCGUUCUUCAGUUUAUGCAUCGACAUAAACCACCUAUUAUACACCGUGAUUUAAAACCAGAAAAUAUUCUUCUUGAAUCUAUUUCUUCUUCCAGUAAAGAAGGAAAAAAAGAUGAAGGAUGGGGAUAUAAUAAAUCAUCUCGAAAUACAGAAGCUUUACGUGUAGUAGUAACAGAUUUUGGACUUUCACGUGUAAUGGAUAAAACCUUUUGUGAAACGGGAGUGGGUUCAUUACCGUAUGUGGCUCCUGAAUGUUGGCAACGUCAUUAUUCUACAAAAGUAGAUAUUUGGGCACUUGGAUGUAUUCUUUACGCGGUAUGUGCAAAACGUGUGGAAAGUGAUAAUGUGAAGGUGAUGUUUAGUGAAUCCAAUCAUCCUGAUUUUAAGAAAAAAUUAUUAGAUGAGUUAACACAAGUGUAUGGAUAUAGUUUGGCAUUAGCGGCCUUUGUGGUGUAUCUUCUUGAACCGGAUCCCGUGCGGCGUCCAAGUGCGGAAGAGGCACUUCGUUUAAUUUGUAAACGACGUAAAGACGCAUUUGGAAAUCCAGAUACCAUCACAACCGUAUCCCUUUAUAAAGAGGAUGAAGAAGAGGAUGAGGAGGAUAAUAAUAAUAAUAAUAAUAAUAAUAAUAAUAAUAAUAAUAAUUCUGGUGAUGAGAAGAAGGAAGAGAAUCAUACUAAUGAUACGAAUAGUAAAAUAGAGAGUAUUCAUGGUGGUGGGUAUGAAAGUAAUAAAAAUAAGAGUAUUGGAUAUUCAGCGGAUAAUAAUAAUAAUAAUAAUAAUAAUAAUAAUAAUAAUAAAAAUGGAGGAAAUACUCCAGAAACAGUUCCAGGAGAAACUACUACUAAUACGAAUACGAAUACGAAUACUACUAUGGAUAUUACUGGUGUUGGGGUUUCUGAUCUUCAUGAAAGCCACAGUCAUCCAACUAUGAGUAAUGGUAGUGGAAUGGACAAUACUUUCUGCACAGAAACGUAUAGUCGUCCCUCUCCAACUCUCUCUCGGUCAACAUUUGUGCAGAAUACAAAUACAACCGUAGAGGCUUCCACACGUGAAGGGAAUUCCAAUGCCGCUUCUUCUAUUCCAUCUUCAAGGAAAAAAUCACGGAAAGAAGAACUUCAUCAACAGAAGUUAAGGAAAUACUUUGGAGAAAUUGUAGAGGAAAAUGAACAAUGUGAUUUCUUUAUUUCCACCGAGUCUCCAUCCCUGUUAACACUACCAGGGCCAACAACCCAUAAAUCCCCAGCGCAUGUGGAAUUAACUAUUGAAAGAACCACAACUUCUACACCCGCGUGGACUACUCCAAUCUUAUCCACUACAACAGUAGUUAAUCAUAUAAAUAGUGAUAGUGAUGGAAGGCGAGUAAACGAAACGGGAAUGGUGGAUUGUCGAAGUAUGUGUGAACUUCCAUCAUCACCGAAAGAUACAAAUGAUGAGAAAUUAAAGAAUAAGAAUAGGAAGAAAAAGAAAAAUAAGAAGGGAAGAAUUAUCCUCGCAUGUGAUGAUGAAUCUAUUAUUGUGAAGGAACCUACACCCUCAUCCUCAUCCUCAUCACCUUCACCACCAAAGUGA
Messenger RNA from Trypanosoma theileri, 4962 nucleotides. Its product is annotated as protein kinase. Gene Ontology annotation, biological process: protein phosphorylation. Lineage: Eukaryota; Euglenozoa; Kinetoplastea; Trypanosomatida; Trypanosomatidae. Gene Ontology annotation, molecular function: protein binding; ATP binding; protein kinase activity. The record is from RefSeq and is a predicted model, not a curated record. The transcript has a single exon. The coding region runs from base 1 to 4962 and encodes 1653 amino acids.